Haliotis rufescens (red abalone) is the source of this 496-nucleotide messenger RNA. RefSeq lists its product as uncharacterized. Bases 31 to 384 code for a protein of 117 amino acids. NCBI's taxonomy places the organism in Eukaryota, Metazoa, Mollusca, Gastropoda, Lepetellida, Haliotidae. The transcript has 2 exons. The record is from RefSeq and is a predicted model, not a curated record.
ACAGAUAAGAAUUUAACGUACAGACAGACAAUGGCGGCCCAAAGGAAAAUGUUGAUCCUCGUCGUCUUGUGCAUCGCUGUUCAAAUAUCACAUCAGCUGAUUGCGAAGCAAACCAUCGAUAUGAAAUGUGACCCAACGCUAAGUAAACGCAUGGACGACUGUCCCACUGGUUACUGCUGCGUCCGUGACGAGUUUCUCCCCACCUACGUCUACUGCAAGAAGAUGGGAGUCCACAACGAAGACUGCACGACAAGGUUGACCGAGUCCGCCUGUCCGUGCGUCAGUGGUCUGCAUUGCCGUCCCAACAUUGAGAGUGCCACCUUCCACUCACUGUAUGGGAAAUGUCACCCUAACACAACAGCACAUGGCAGUAUCACUGGGUGAAAAGAUGUUAGAAAUAUAAAAAUCGAUAUCGACUUCAAUGAUGUGCACUGAAAGUAUUUGAAAAAAGUACAAAUAAAUGGUUACAAAGAGACUGAAAUAACAUUUUAUGAAA